AUGGCGAGCUCCGGCGAUGAAGGGCGCGUGGUGGUGGACCUCCGCUCCGCGGCGGAGUCGGCGGCUGCGGACGAGGAGGCGCACGCCACGCCUCUCCACGAGAUUGAGUCCCUCUGCAUGCGCUGCGGCGAGAACGGCAUCACGAGGCUUCUGUUGACGCUGAUUCCGCACUUCCGGGAGGUGGUUCUGAUGGCCUUCGAGUGCCCACAUUGUGGUGAGAGGAACAACGAGAUUCAGUUUGCUGGACAGCUCCAACCCAAGGGAUGCUGCUAUAGCUUGGAGGUUCCGUCGGGGCAGAGUGAGAUAUUGAAUCGUCAGGUCGUGAAGUCUGAUUCAGCGACUAUCAAGAUUCCAGAGCUGGACUUUGAGAUUCCUCCAGAAGCUCAACGUGGAACGCUUUCUACUGUGGAAGGGAUUAUUAUGCGAGCUGUGGAUGAGUUGCAGGCUCUUCAAGACGAACGGAAGAAAGUGGAUCCUCAGAAGGCUGAAGCCAUCGAUCAAUUUUUACUGAAGUUGAGAUCUCUUGGGUCAGGAGAGGCUGCAUUCACCUUUGUUCUUGAUGACCCUGCAGGAAACAGCUUUAUUGAGAACCCGCAUGCUCCGUCAUCAGAUCCUUUACUAUCUGUGAGAUUCUAUGAAAGGACUCGUGAACAACAAGCAGCACUUGGUUUUCUUGCUGAACCACCAACAGAACAACCUGGAGAGGCUGUUUUGCCUGCUUCAGCUGUGGAAUCCAAUUCUGAUGGGUUGCAAAGUGUGCCCCAUGGCUCAGUUGGAGCUGUUGCAGCUCGUCGCGCUAUAGCUCAGGGAAACCCCGACGAAGUUGCUGCAGCCUUGUGUAGAUACGCAGCACCAGAAGAGGUUGAUACUUUACCAUCAACAUGUGGGGCCUGUGGAACAGAAUGUGUCACGCGUUUCUUUGCUACAAAAAUCCCAUAUUUCCAGGAGGUGAUUGUUAUGGCGACAACAUGUGACAUGUGUGGUUAUCGCAAUUCAGAGCUGAAGCCUGGAGGUGAGAUUCCAGCUAAGGGAAAGAAAAUUACACUGCGUGUUCAAAAUGCACGAGACCUUACUCGCGAUGUCAUAAAGUCAGAUUCAGCUAGCGUGAAAGUACCUGAACUUGAGUUGGAGCUUUCAUGUGGAACGUUGGGUGGUAUGGUUACAACUGUUGAAGGUUUAAUUGUGAAAAUAUGCGAGGCUUUGGAGAGAAUACAUAGAUUCCAAUUGGGCGAUAGCACACUGGAAUGGAAAAAGAAGAAAUGGGAAGAUUUCAAGGAGAGACUAUCCAAGCUUCUGAGUUUACAAGAGGCCUGGACUCUAAUAAUUGAUGAUGGAUUGGCGGCUUCAUUUGUGGCCCCGGCUACUGAUUCGUUAGAAGAUGACAGUCAGCUAACCAUGGAGGAGUAUCAGAGGAGUUGGGAGCAGAAUGAGGAACUUGGCCUGAAUGACAUGGAUACGUCCUCUGCUGACGCGGCUUACAACACGACCAGCACAUGA
Molecule: messenger RNA, 1497 nt
Organism: Miscanthus lutarioriparius
Lineage: Eukaryota; Viridiplantae; Streptophyta; Magnoliopsida; Poales; Poaceae
Source: the annotation of a GenBank genome assembly